AUGCCGGGCCUGCGCCGGUCCUUCUUCGCCUACGCGGUCAUCGGCGGCCACGACGACGAGAAGAACGUCGUGCGAUCGACGCUCACCUACGACCCGGACGCCGACACGUGGGCGCAGCUCCCGGACAUGGCGGAGGAGCACGAUGAGCCGCGCGGGCUCUGCGUCGCCGCCAGGGGAGGCAGCAGGUUCCUCGUCGUUGGCGGGUACCCGACGCAGGCUCGGGUCGCUAGUUCUUGCAAGUUGCAAAGUGCACCAAAUCUCCAAGUUAGAGAGCAAGCUAUGGACACCAGCCGAGACAGGGGCCUCACCACCGGCGACGAGCUCAUGCAGGCGCAGGCCGAGCUCUGGAACCACGUCUUCGCGUACACCAGAUCCAUGUCCCUCCGAUGCGCCGUCGAGCUGGGCAUCCCCGACGCCGUCAACCGCCUCGGUGGCGCCGCAUCGGUCCCGGAGCUUGUCGCGGCUCUCUCCCUGCCGCUGCCCAGGGCGCCGUAUCUGCGCCGCCUCAUGCGGCUGCUUGCGCACGCCGGGUUCUUCGUCUUUGACGCCGCCGCCGCCAGCUAUGGGCUGACCCCGCUCUCGCGCCUCCUCGUCUCCACGGCCACGCGCGGCGCCGGUGGGCAGGGCGGCCUCUCGCCGUUCGCGCUGGCCAUGCUGCACCCUGUCAUCGUGUCGCCGUCCAUGUCCCUGGCGUCCUGGUUCCGCGCCGCGGACGCCGUCAACGCCGCGGCGCGCGUCCCGUUCGAGUCCGCGCACGGGCGCGACCUCUGGGCGGUGGCGAAGGACGACCGGGAGUUCGGGGCGGCGUUCAACGACGCCAUGGCGUGCGACGGCCGGUUCGUGAUGGACGUGCUCGUGCGCGACCACAGCAACGUGUUCCGGGGCCUCGCUUCGCUGGUCGACGUAGGCGGCGGGUCAGGCGGCGCCGCCAGGGCCAUCGCCACCGCGUUCCCGCACAUCAGGUGCAGCGUCCUGGAGCUGCCGCACGUGGUUGCCGCCGUCCCAACAGGCGAACUCGGCGGCGUGGAGUUCGUCGCCGGGGACAUGUUCGAGCAUGUCCCCAAGGCCGACGCCGUCCUCCUCAAGUGGAUCCUCCAUGGUUGGGACGACGAGAACUGCGUGCGUUUACUGCGGCGGUGCAGGGAGGCGAUCCCUUCGAAGGAGGACGGCGGCAGGGUGAUCGUGAUGGACCUGGUUGUGGGAUCCAGCCCGGCAGACGAGAAGGCCACCGAGACGCAGCUGCUGUGGGACGUGAUGAUGAUGGGGGUGGUGGGGAGCCCCGGGCGGGACGAACGUGAGUGGCGCAAGAUCUUCCAAGACGCAGGCUUCAGCGGCCACAAAAUCGUUGCCGUCCUCGGGAUCCGGUCUGUGAUCGAGGUCUACCCUUGA
Miscanthus lutarioriparius is the source of this 1389-nucleotide messenger RNA. The record is from the annotation of a GenBank genome assembly. NCBI's taxonomy places the organism in Eukaryota, Viridiplantae, Streptophyta, Magnoliopsida, Poales, Poaceae.